Messenger RNA from Brassica napus (rape), 944 nucleotides. RefSeq names its product glutathione S-transferase U12-like. The record is from RefSeq and is a predicted model, not a curated record. The transcript has 2 exons. Lineage: Eukaryota; Viridiplantae; Streptophyta; Magnoliopsida; Brassicales; Brassicaceae. The coding region runs from base 76 to 765 and encodes 229 amino acids. Gene Ontology annotation, cellular component: cytoplasm. Gene Ontology annotation, molecular function: glutathione transferase activity. Gene Ontology annotation, biological process: glutathione metabolic process.
AUGUUAAAAACAAGAAAACAGACAACUUCGUCUCUCGAUACAUAGCUCAUUAAGAAAAAAAAACACAAAACUAAGAUGGCUCAGAAUGGUUCGAACAGUACUGUGAAGCUGCUUGGAACAUGGUCAAGCCCAUUCGCCUUGAGGGGUCGAGUCGCUUUACACCUCAAGUCCGUUGAGUACGAGUACAUAGAAGAAGCCGAUGUUCUGAACUCGAAGAGCGAUCUUCUUCUCAAAUCCAACCCAAUCCACAAGAAAGUCCCUGUCCUUAUCCAUGGUGACGUCUCAAUCUGCGAGUCUCUCAACAUUGUUCAGUACGUCGAUGAAUCAUGGCCCUCCAAGCGUUCCAUCCUCCCUUCUGAUCCUAAAGAUCGUGCCGCUGCUCGUUUUUGGGCUCACUUCGUUGACGGAAAUUGCUUUGAAUCGAUUGAUGCGGCGGCUGGAGCGAAAGAUGAAGCCGGGAGGAUGAUGGCAGCGGGAAGUUUGAUAGAAUGUCUAGCGGCGUUGGAGGAGGGUUUUCAGAAGAGCAACAAAGGCGGAGACUUCUUCGGAGGCCAAAACAUUGGGUACAUCGACAUUGCAUGUGGCGCCAUAUUGGGUCCACUAUCUGUCAUCGAGGCGUUUUCCGGUAUGAAGUUUUUGAGUCCAGAGACAACACCGGGCCUGGUCCAGUGGGCUGAGAUAUUCAGAGCACAUGAAGCUGUGAAACCUUACAUGCCAACCGUUGCCGAGUUCAUCGGGUUCGCCAAACAGAAGUUCAAUGUCUAGUGAGAAGAUGUUCUGAAAAUGAAAAUCUUUUGUGUGCAUUUAUAUAUGCAGUGGAGGCGAAUGUGUGUUUCUGAUUUAUGUUCUCCGAGACUGUUUAAAAAAUAUGUUGUUUGUAAGUUACUAUUUUCGAGACAUGUAAUCCCCUAUAUAUUAAUUGAGAAACAUUUGAAAAGAUGUAA